GUGACAUCAUGGGCAGGCGAGGCGCGGCCGCGGAGCUGCGCCGCUGCGGGCCGCGGCCAUGCCCAAGCGGGGCUGCCCCUUCGCGGACGCGGCCCCGCUGCAGCUCAAGGUGCGUGUGGGCCGGCGGGAGCUGAGUCGUGGCGUGUGCGCCGAGCGCCUCACGCGGGAGAUCUUCGAAAAGACCACGCAGCUCCUCUUCCGCGGGGCCCAGGCCUGCAUGGACCCCGCGUGGGAGGAAGGCUGCGCCAUCGUCGACACUCCGGAGUCCCCGAAGCCUGGCCCCACGGAAGCCCCUCGGGCCGCGCGCGGGCAGAUGCUGAUCGGGCCCGACGGCCGACUGACCAGGAGUCGAGCCCAGGCCUCCGAGGCUGACCCAGCCAUGGCGGCGGCGGGCGCCUGCUCGUCGUGCGUGCGGGCCGUGGACGGGAAGGCGGCAUGCGGCCAGUGCGAGCGGGCCCUGUGCGGGCGCUGCGUGCGCACCUGCUGCGGCUGUGGGGCAGUGGCCUGCGCCCUGUGUGCCCUCGUGGACUGCAGUGACCUCCACGAGAAAGUGCUGUGCGCCAGCUGCGCCAUGUUCGAGGCCUGAGGCCAGGAGAGGACAGCGGCCCUGCCUGGACGACCUCGCCGCCGUCCACGCAGAGGGACUGGGGGGAGGGGCGGGAGGGGACAGCCUUUCU
This is a messenger RNA of Balaenoptera acutorostrata (minke whale), 677 nucleotides long. It is a transcript of the gene SIVA1, whose product is annotated as SIVA1 apoptosis inducing factor. The transcript has 4 exons. Lineage: Eukaryota; Metazoa; Chordata; Mammalia; Artiodactyla; Balaenopteridae. The record is from RefSeq and is a predicted model, not a curated record. Gene Ontology annotation, biological process: extrinsic apoptotic signaling pathway. The coding region runs from base 59 to 586 and encodes 175 amino acids. Gene Ontology annotation, molecular function: CD27 receptor binding.